UUAUCACCAUCGCGCGCGCAAUGCACUAAAGAAACACAUGCCUCUGCAAUGCAUUUCAUUCGCUGGAGGUUGCCCCAUUAGAUCCAAUUCCACGUGUCCGCUCUGUCCGUUCGCGCUCGCAACAAACCCGCCCACAGGGCUUCUCCUUGAUCUUGUCCUCCAUGGCGGAUAUUGACUCUGACAGAAUAUCUAUCGUGUCUAAGCGUUCGAUCGCAAGCGUUGCUUCGAAAAUAUCGACCAUCUGGUCAAAAGUCCCUCACUCUUCCAGGAAAAUACCGUUACCGCUCGCCGUCAUAUGUUCCUAUGUCGAGACUACUUCUGAUGCCCAGUUGUCCCCCAUCAAAGAAUUGAUCAUUUACAAAGAAGAGGGUGGUGUUCAGCACGAGUUCCUGCUCUUACGGCUAGUGAAACCUACUGAAGAAUUCUGGGUGCGUCUGGAGAGGAAAGGGCCAACGGGCACUCUCAGCAGACUGAUAUCCAGUAAAUGGGAAGCAAACGAUGUGGCGACUCUCUCUGGGAAAAGCGCAACUCUGUUAGGGAGCACGAAGUGUGUCGAGAGGACAAGGAUCAUUUUUCGUGUCCCGCCUUCGCUAAUGGCCUUGUUUCGUGUCCUCGAGGCACUCAGAGAGUCAUCCAAAUCCUACAAAGUGUGGCCGGUAUGAGUGUGGUACUUGUAACAACCUCUUACCGCAUAUCUUAUUGUCUCAAUCGCUAGGAGAAUUGUUAUUUCUUUGCAUCAGUGAUCGCAGUGUAUCUAUACGGUCUCGACGAAAGUGCCGAACUUAUCGGAACGUUAAGGUGGCUUGAUCUGGGAGCAGAGGCCCGUCGAAGAAUCCAUCAAAUU
Cantharellus anzutake is the source of this 844-nucleotide messenger RNA. RefSeq lists its product as uncharacterized. The record is from RefSeq and is a predicted model, not a curated record. The transcript is spliced from 3 exons. The coding region runs from base 162 to 662 and encodes 166 amino acids. Lineage: Eukaryota; Fungi; Basidiomycota; Agaricomycetes; Cantharellales; Hydnaceae.